UGUCAUUCUUUAACGAAUUCGAUGACAAAAUAGUUCAAGAGAACCAGACUCUCCACCGCCUCCUUUUUAUGAAGUAUUGACACAAACAAGUGAAAAUGGUGGAUCGUUUGGUUAAUAGCGAGGCGAACGAGAAGCGAAUAAGCCAUGUACAGGCUUGCUUUGGUAGCUCAGGCCAGACGCUUAUCGCUCCAGGGCGUGUUCUGGUCGGGGAGGGAGUUCUCACCAAGCUAUGUAGGAAGAGGCCCAAGCCGCGGCAGUUUUUCCUCUUCAACGAUCUCCUGGUCUACGGCAGCGUUGUAAUGAAUAAGAAGAAAUAUAGCACCCAGCACAUCCUACCCCUCGAAGACGUCAGGCUAAAAUCAGUUGAAGAUGACGGCAAUCUCAGAAACGGUUGGCAAAUCAUCAGUGCUACCAAAUCCUUCACGGUGUACGCUGCCACGGCGACAGAGAAAUCAGAGUGGAUGGCUCACAUCAACAAGUGUAUUUCCGACCUACUUGCCAAGAGUGGAAAGAAACCUGCAACCGAGUUGAGCCCAGUCUGGGUUCCAGACUCCGAGGCACCGCUCUGCAUGCUUUGUAAAAAAUCCAAAUUCACCGCGCUCAAUCGGCGGCAUCACUGUAGGAAGUGCGGCAAGGUCGUCUGCGGACCCUGCUCAGCCAAGAAGUUUCUCCUGCCCCAGCAAUCGGUCAAGCCCCAAAGGGUCUGCAACGACUGCUACGAACAGCUGUCCUCGGGACAGAUGAGUGCCCAGGGCAAGAACCCAGCUGAAGGUAAACGUCAAGGAAACAGCUUAAAUUACGGCCCUAACGAUGAUUCCUCGGGCGACGAGUCUACCGACGAUGAUGAAGAUGAUGCACCUGUUGACAUGGCACCUGUGGAAGACGAGCAUCCAACGUUCUACGAGGGAAACUACAAGUAGUCGAUUCGUUAACGUUAUAUUCACAGGGGCGCCCUCUGUUGUCCAACAUCCUCAAGGUUUUGGUGGCCACAAGCGUCAUGCCUGCUGUCGAUUCCAUGUACAAUUAUUAAAUAUUUUACUUGGAGAAUAUGCAUGAGUUAGGUUUGGAACGAAAUACUUUUACAAAAUAACUCCGUUUUUAAAGGGGGGGGGGGGUUUAUUUGUUUUCUUUUUUUGCGGGCGUUGGUUUUUUUGUUGAAUUUUUUUUGGGUGGGGGUUGCAUAGCACAGCAUGGCAAAUUUUGUGCAAACAAUUGCAAAAAUCACCAUAGUUAGACACAUGCUUGGGUAGAACCCUUCAAAUGUUCAGAAUAUCACUUAAACUGGGAAUAUUUUUAAACACGGUCAGGGCGAUAUCUAUAUAUAUAUAUUUACAUACUGUAUACUCUAUGUUCCCAUAGUUCAUAUGUCAUGACAUUUUUUAUAAUCCAGGCAUGCAACUGGAAAUUUAGAAGGAAAAAAAAACGAGGAAAUUCCAAACCACACAAGACUUUGUACAUUGUUUUUCAAUUUGUAAUGGCAUUCAUAAGAAGUUAAAAAACGGAGAAAUCAGCAGAUUCGAGGAAAAGUUGCAUGCCUGAUAAUCCAAUCAGAAAAGAAUAGGCUUUUUUUUGGUUAAAAUUUUUUCUUAUUGUUAGGCCAAAAAAAAAAAAGUCUCCGGUUUCU
This is a messenger RNA of Patiria miniata (bat star), 1624 nucleotides long. RefSeq names its product pleckstrin homology domain-containing family F member 2-like (gene plekhf2). Lineage: Eukaryota; Metazoa; Echinodermata; Asteroidea; Valvatida; Asterinidae. Gene Ontology annotation, molecular function: metal ion binding; phosphatidylinositol binding. The transcript is spliced from 9 exons. The record is from RefSeq and is a predicted model, not a curated record. The coding region runs from base 96 to 920 and encodes 274 amino acids.